CUCUUGGUCUAAUCAAAUCAAGUAAACAAAACAACCACUCUUACAAUUUGUGCUGUUGUGUAGGAAGGAAAGCCGAAUCCGAAAGUUUUGUCAUGUCAUGUAAUAGUGAUAAGCGACUUUAGUGUCAGUGUCAGUACUAAGUGUGGUUUAUCAUUCAAUCAAUAGCUGAAAUCAAGAGACUAAGCUUAGAUCUUUCUGUUUUUCGCAGCUUAUAGAUAGGAUAUUCGAGUUUGUCAACAGGUUUGACUUUUCAAUUUAGUUAGGCCUACACCUAGUUAUUCAUUUUCAAAAUGAUAUUAGCUUCAUCAUCUGCAUUUAGAAUAUCACAAAAGAUUUGCCCGUCACAUCUUCAGGCGAUUCGUUCUAUUGCGACUACAAAGCUGUUCAUUGAUGGAAAAUCUGUUGAGUCAAAAACCACAGAUUGGAUUGAGUUACACAACCCUGCUACGAAUGAAGUUAUCACCAGAGUACCAAAGGCUACACAGGAUGAGAUGGAGGCGGCCGUUGCAUCUGCCAAAACUGCUUACAAGAGUUGGUCCAACACAUCCCCUCUCACAAGGCAGCAGAUUAUGUUUAGAUACCAGAGUAUCAUCAAGGCUAAUAUGAAAGAGCUGGCGGCUAAUAUAACCCAAGAGCAAGGUAAAACUCUAGCCGAUGCUGAAGGGGAUGUUUUAAGGGGCUUACAGGUGGUAGAACAUUGCUGCUCCAUGCCGACACUACAACUGGGAGAGACUCUAGGUAACAUCUCAAAAGACAUGGAUCUAUUAUCGUAUCGUGUACCGCUGGGAGUCACUGCUGGAAUCACUCCGUUCAACUUCCCUGCGAUGAUACCACUGUGGAUGUUCCCUAUGGCUAUCACUCUGGGUAACACCCACGUCAUUAAGCCGUCAGAGCGUGACCCUGGAGCCUGUAUGAUGCUAGUUGAGAUGUUGACAGAAGCAGGUUGUCCGCCUGGAGUAGUCAACGUUAUCCACGGAUCUUACGACGCUGUUAACUUCAUCUGUGAUCACCCAGAUAUCCGAGCGAUAUCCUUUGUGGGAUCUGACAUUGCUGGAGAGCAUAUAUACAAGCGAGGUUGUGCAGCUGGCAAGCGAGUCCAGUGCAACAUGGGAGCCAAGAACCACGGUGUGGUGAUGUCUGAUGCUAACAAGGCUCACACGCUGAAUCAGCUGGUUGGAGCUGCGUUUGGUGCUGCAGGACAAAGAUGUAUGGCUCUCAGCACGGCUGUGUUUGUGGGGGAGGCUAAGGAGUGGCUUCCAGAGUUAAAGGAACGGGCAGGGAAACUCAAGGUUAAUGCUGGUCAUGUCCCUGGGACAGACCUAGGUCCAGUGAUCUCCCCACAGGCUAAGCAGAGAGUGUUGGGCCUAAUACAAAGUGGGGUAGAUGAAGGGGCUACUCUGUUGCUGGACGGCCGCGGACUGGCCGUCCCAGGCUACGAGAAGGGAAACUUCAUUGGACCUACAAUACUCACCAAUGUAAAGCCCUCUAUGAAAUGCUACAAGGAGGAAAUAUUUGGACCAGUGCUUGUGUGUCUGUCUGUUGAUACUCUUGAUGAAGCAAUUUCACUUAUCAACGACAACCCUUACGGCAACGGAACAGCCAUUUUUACCAACAACGGAGCCACAGCACGCAAGUUUACCAAGGAAAUAGAUGUUGGACAGGUUGGUGUGAAUGUUCCCAUACCUGUGCCUCUGUCAAUGUUCUCUUUCACUGGAUCUCGUCAAUCAUUUAGAGGAGAUUGUCACUUCUACGGGAAGCAGGGAGUACACUUCUACACCCAAGUAAAGACCAUCACCCAGCUGUGGAGGGACACAGAUGUUAGUCAUACACGAGCCGCCGUCUCGAUGCCAGUGAUGCAGUGAAAUUGGAACAUCACAAUCCUACUAUAUUGUAACACUCCUGUCUGUUGGCAGGGAGUACACUUCUACACCCAAGUAAAGACCAUCACCCAGCUGUGGAGGGACACAGAUGUUAGUCAUACACGAGCCGCUGUCUCCAUGCCAGUGAUGCAGUGAAAUUGGAACAUCACAAUCCUACUAUAUUGUAACACUCCUGUCUGUUGGCAGGGAGUACACUUCUACACCCAAGUAAAGACCAUCACCCAGCUGUGGAGGGACACAGAUGUUAGUCAUACACGAGCCGCUGUCUCCAUGCCAGUGAUGCAGUGAAACAGGAACAUCACAAUCCUAUUAUAUUGUAACACUCCUGUCUGUUGGCAGGGAGUACACUUCUACACCCAAGUAAAGACCAUCACCCAGCUGUGGAGGGACACAGAUGUUAGUCAUACACGAGCCGCCGUCUCCAUGCCAGUGAUGCAGUGAAAUUGGAACAUCACAAUCCUACUAUAUUGUAACACUCCUGUCUGUUGGCAGGGAGUACACUUCUACACCCAAGUAAAGACCAUCACCCAGCUGUGGAGGGACACAGAUGUUAGUCAUACACGAGCCGCUGUCUCCAUGCCAGUGAUGCAGUGAAACAGGAACAUCACAAUCCUAUUAUAUUGUAACACUCCUGUCUGUUGGCAGGGAGUACACUUCUACACCCAAGUAAAGACCAUCACCCAGCUGUGGAGGGACACAGAUGUUAGUCAUACACGAGCCGCCGUCUCCAUGCCAGUGAUGCAGUGAAACUGGAACGUCACAAUCCUACUAUAUUGUAACACUCCUGUCUGUUGGCAGGGAGUACACUUCUACACCCAAGUAAAGACCAUCACCCAGCUGUGGAGGGACACAGAUGUUAGUCAUACACGAGCCGCCGUCUCCAUGCCAGUGAUGCAGUGAAAUUGGAACAUCACAAUCCUACUAUAUUGUAACACUCCUGUCUGUUGGCAGGGAGUACACUUCUACACCCAAGUAAAGACCAUCACCCAGCUGUGGAGGGACACAGAUGUUAGUCAUACACGAGCCGCUGUCUCCAUGCCAGUGAUGCAGUGAAACAGGAACAUCACAAUCCUAUUAUAUUGUAACACUCCUGUCUGUUGGCAGGGAGUACACUUCUACACCCAAGUAAAGACCAUCACCCAGCUGUGGAGGGACACAGAUGUUAGUCACACACGAGCCGCCGUCUCGAUGCCAGUGAUGCAGUGAAAUUGGAACAUCACAAUCCUACUAUAUUGUAACACUCCUGUCUGUUGGCAGGGAGUACACUUCUACACCCAAGUAAAGACCAUCACCCAGCUGUGGAGGGACACAGAUGUUAGUCAUACACGAGCCGCCGUCUCCAUGCCAGUGAUGCAGUGAAACUGGAACGUCACAAUCCUACUAUAUUGUAACACUCCUGUCUGUUGGCAGGGAGUACACUUCUACACCCAAGUAAAGACCAUCACCCAGCUGUGGAGGGACACAGAUGUUAGUCAUACACGAGCCGCUGUCUCCAUGCCAGUGAUGCAGUGAAAUUGGAACAUCACAAUCCUACUAUAUUGUAACACUCCUGUCUGUUGGCAGGGAGUACACUUCUACACCCAAGUAAAGACCAUCACCCAGCUGUGGAGGGACACAGAUGUUAGUCAUACACGAGCCGCCGUCUCCAUGCCAGUGAUGCAGUGAAACUGGAACGUCACAAUCCUACUAUAUUCAGAUAAGCAUCAUGAAUUUGGUCAUACCCUGCUCCAUGGAACAUUAGGUAGGAGCUUUAACUAUUGAUACAACUAAACAUUCCAUGCCCAUGUUGAAUUUGUUGCCAGUUUUUUAAUCAAAAUCGUCGUAGUUGAUAUGAGCUACUGACAGAUUGUGCUGAUCUAAAUUACUAAUUUAUGUUGAGUACACACAUGUUUUUACAAACUCAAACUAAUGAAAUGAUGUAUUGUGAGCUAUAGCAACUGUUAUGAAUCAUCAACUUGGUCAGCAAUGAGAAAGAUUCCAAACUAGGGCAACAAACACUACUUUACACAACCAUACCCAAAACAUUAUAGAACAUUUCACUGUCACUGACAGCAUUUUUAACUAAGUAAGAGAAAGUUUUUCAGGCCUAAUGGUGGCCAGGAAGUUAUUGCAACAGACUGUUAAAUCUGCUGUUUAAAAUGCUGUCAAUCACAGUGAAAUAUUCUAUUUUUUAUGUAUUGUGUAAAGUUUUGUUUUCUUUGUGCCAGUUCAGACUCUCCCAUUCUGGUAAGUCUCACUAAAAAUCCUAAAAACCAAGGCCCUAUGCUACAUAUGUGAGAUUUAAUUAUUUUAUUUUUAUAUAUGAAUAAAACAAAAUGUUAUUGUCCUUAUCAGUUAUGCUUUGGAAAGCUGUGAUAAUGAAUAUGAAUUUAGUGUCGGUCAGUUUCUAUUGCUCAAGUUAAGAAUGGUGCCAUAUUAUAAAUAAGUCUUCCAAUGAUUGUAGUGCCUUAACCUAUAAUGUAGAGUAGGCCUCUCUAGUUUGAAUUAUCUUAACUAUGUCACCUGAAUAGGGGAGAUAAUAACAGAGUCACAUAAUAAACUUAAUAUUUUGUCUCUAUUCAGAUUAAUGAAGAUCUGUUAAAAGUAUUUUAACACAUUUUAUUAUUUGUAUAUGACAGACCUUAUCCUCUCUUUGGUUAGUGGCCCCAGUUAUUGGUUAUUGGGUUAGUCCCAAUGUUGGUUUAAAAAUGUGGACUGAGGUCAAAGUAGCUUUAUGAGUAAUCAGAAACCUGCUAUUCAUCAAAUAAUUUACUCUACCUCAUUUUUAAGAUGAUUAUAAAGAUGAUUUGAUGUAUCUAUAUCCAUUGUUGUCUUUCAUUUGUCGGUUUGUUACAGCCUUUGUUUUUUUUUACUUAUUGAAACACAAAUGCAGUACGUUAUAUGUGGUUUUUAAUACUUGCUUUAUUCUAUUUUACUGGUUAUAUCGCUUAUACAUUUUAUUUUAUGUUACUGCUUAUAUCAUUCCAAUUGUUAAUUUUACUAUUUCUUAUACAGUAGAACCUCUUUAAUCCGAACUAAUUGGGACCGAGGGUAGUUCGGAUUAUUGAAUAGUUCGGACUACAGAACAUAUUGUUGUUUUUACAUAACAAUAGAUAAAACAUGGCUAAAAUGUCUCUGAUUGUUACAGGAAAAGUGAAAAAAUGCUUUAUAUAGUAAAAUCCAGUGUUUAUUUAAUACAUUAGUAAACAGUGAAUAAAUAGUACUUUACAUUAGAAUAGAAACAAUUACUGUGCAUACGUAUACAAUAAAGAAACAACUACUGUACUGAGUAGUUUGGAUUACGGGGGGUUGGAUUAAAGAGGUUCUACUGUAGGUAGGUUUAAUUGAGACUGAAGUAUGAAUAUAAAAUUAUAUACGUC
Molecule: messenger RNA, 5239 nt
Organism: Macrosteles quadrilineatus (aster leafhopper)
Lineage: Eukaryota; Metazoa; Arthropoda; Insecta; Hemiptera; Cicadellidae
Product: probable methylmalonate-semialdehyde dehydrogenase [acylating], mitochondrial
Exons: 11
Coding region: 291-1862 (523 amino acids)
Biological process (GO): L-valine catabolic process; thymine catabolic process
Cellular component (GO): mitochondrion
Molecular function (GO): methylmalonate-semialdehyde dehydrogenase (acylating, NAD+) activity; malonate-semialdehyde dehydrogenase (acetylating, [NAD(P)+]) activity
Source: RefSeq, a predicted model, not a curated record